Messenger RNA from Peromyscus leucopus (white-footed mouse), 1908 nucleotides. Its product is annotated as nuclear receptor-interacting protein 3. The record is from RefSeq and is a predicted model, not a curated record. Gene Ontology annotation, molecular function: aspartic-type endopeptidase activity. NCBI's taxonomy places the organism in Eukaryota, Metazoa, Chordata, Mammalia, Rodentia, Cricetidae. Gene Ontology annotation, biological process: proteolysis. The coding region runs from base 70 to 792 and encodes 240 amino acids. The transcript has a single exon.
UCAAGGAGCUCGAGGCUGAGGGUGCUCGGGACCGGGAGACCCGGCCGCCGGGCCGCGGGCUCCUCAGCAAUGUUUUACUCAGGACUCCUCACCGAGGGCGGCCGCAAGGAGACCGACAUGCGGGAAGCGGCGUCCCUGCGGCAGCAGCGCCGGAUGAAGCAGGCGGUGCAAUUCAUCCACAAGGACUCCGCCGACCUGCUCCCCCUGGACGGCCUCAAAAAGCUGGGCUCGUCCAAGGACACGCAACCUCAUAACAUUCUGCAGAGGCGCCUCAUGGAAACCAACCUGUCCAAGCUCCGGAGCAGUCGAGUCCCUUGGGCCUCCAAGACCAACAAAUUCAAUCAGGCAAAGUCUGAAGGGCUAAAAAAGUGUGAAGAUGAUGACAUGAUUUUAGUGUCUUGCCAGUGUGCUGGAAAGGAUGUGAAAGCUCUGGUUGACACCGGCUGUCAGUAUAAUCUCAUCUCUUCGGCCUGUGUGGACAGAUUGGGACUAAAGGACCAUGUUAAAUCUCACAAGCAUGAAGGAGAAAAGCUUUCUCUGCCACGGCAUCUCAAAGUAGUAGGCCAGAUUGAGCACCUACUGAUUACAGUGGGCUCUCUCCGUCUGGAUUGCCCAGCAGCUGUGGUUGAUGAUAAUGAAAAAAACUUGUCACUUGGGCUUCAGACUCUUAGAUCCCUGAAGUGUAUCAUAAAUUUGGACAAGCACCGGCUGAUCAUUGGGAAGACAGACAAAGAAGAAAUCCCUUUUGUGGAGACAGUGUCUUUGAAUGAAGCCAACACUUCAGAAGCAUAAUUGCAGCCUGGAAAGUGUCUGCAUGUGCACACACCAGGCUGACAGACUGAGAAAACUGGGUUUGAAUGAAAUGCAGUAGCAACUUGCUAUGGACCAAGUCCUUCCCUCCAGUACAUCCUGCAGGGGCUUCUUCCCACUCAGACCUUUCUAGACUAUAGUCUGUGCUUAGAGAUCUUGUCUAGUUAAUGGCUUAAUGGUUAAACAGCCAUUGUUUUUUACUUCUUUGAAUAUUUAAUUUAUAGACCCUUUGGACACUGCCAGGUCUUAUUUGUGGCCUAUUUCUCUGCUUAUUCCAAGAAUUUGCUUUUAUUAGUCCAGUGUAGGGGCUGCCAUGUUUCUCCACAGAUAAAACUUGCUUUUUUAAUAGUAAAAUAUAUAGUAAAUAGGAUUCUCUUUUUAGCUGUUUCAAGGAGUUAUAUAAACAUGUCUUGAAGUUAGAAUCUCUUCCAAUGAAGUAAUUGAUUUUUCCAAUGUGAACUGAUCUGAGAGAUGUCUCAGAGAGAUCAUCUGAUCCAGACAUUUCACUUAAACACACAGACAGUCAAGUGAAUUGUCUAAAUUUACAUAUUAAGUCAGUAGCAGAAGCCAGACAGAAUCUGGCCUGACAUCCAAACCAAGGCUUUUGUGUUGCUUCAUUUUUCCCAAGCCUUACGAGGAAGGCAGCAAGGUUAGAGUGCAAAAAAAAGGAGGGGUACUGGAUGUGGGUUAGUGGUGGAGUGCUUGCCUAAUGUGCACGAGGUCCUGGGUUCAAUCCCAGCGCUAGAGAUAAAGAGAGAUGGCUUGGUGAUUAGGAGUGCUUGCUGCAUAAGCACGAAGACUGCUAUUUGGACCCCAGUACCCAAAGGCUGGGCACAGUCCUACACAUACCUGUGACCCCAGAACUGAGGGGGCUGAUGACAGGAUGACUGAUGGGACUUUCUAGCUGCCAGUCCGACCCAGAGAGGGAGAGAAAGCGAGGAAGAGAGAGGUAGAGCUCUAUCUCCAGAGACCCCGUCUCAAAGGAACAAGGUAGAGAGUGAUAGAGGAAUAGAGGAUACCCAAUGUGAGUGUGCACAGGUGCACAGCUCCACAUACACUUGUACAAAUUCCUGCACACACCUCUCAUAGACACACCAC